This is a messenger RNA of Naumovozyma dairenensis CBS 421, 2172 nucleotides long. RefSeq lists its product as uncharacterized. Bases 1 to 2172 code for a protein of 723 amino acids. The transcript has a single exon. The record is from RefSeq and is a predicted model, not a curated record. Gene Ontology annotation, molecular function: high-affinity secondary active nitrite transmembrane transporter activity. Gene Ontology annotation, biological process: nitrite transport; transmembrane transport. Lineage: Eukaryota; Fungi; Ascomycota; Saccharomycetes; Saccharomycetales; Saccharomycetaceae. Gene Ontology annotation, cellular component: membrane.
AUGGUUGAUGAUUCAUAUUAUAUUACACCUCAUGAAGCUGCACUUGCGACAGUGGCAACUUCGAUGAAGAAAGCAAGACUACAUAUAGAAACCCUUAUUUUGAACUCCAUACUGGGAGGUUUCCUUUUCAGUAUCGGAGGUUUGCUUUAUACAGCAAUACAUGCAGAUAAUCCAGAUCUUCUUGAGAAGAAUCCCGGGAUUUUGAACCUUUUAGGUGGUUGCUGUUUUGGGAUUGGAUUGUUUUAUGUCGUUAUAAUGGGUGUAGACCUUUUUAACUCAAAUAUUUUAUUCUUUUCAGUGGGGCUUCUUAGAGGUGCUGUGACCAUUUAUGAUGUCCUAUUAUCAUGGUCAAUAUCAUUGAUUGGGAACCUAGCUGGAUCGCUUUUUGUUUGUUAUCUUUUUGUUCAUGUCAGUAAAGUUGGACAAAAUCCUCAUUGGAUUGCUGGAUCAAGAAAAAUUGCAGAAGAUAGGGCGUCAUUUAGCUUUAUGGAAACUUUUUUGAAAGGCAUAGCUGGUAAUUUUAUGGUUUGUUUAGCGAUUUAUUUACAAUUAUUAGCUAAGCCAACUCAUGUGAAGGCAUUACUCCUUAAUUUACCUAUCAUGUCCUUUGUCACAAUUGGAUGGACGCAUGUAGUCGCUGACAUGACACUAUUAUUUACUGGGAUGCUGAAUGGAGCCAACGUUUCUGUUGGAAAGUACAUCUGGAAAUUAUUAAUCCCAUCAUCAAUCGGUAAUAUUAUCGGUGGAACCGUAUUUGGUUUAUUAAUACCAUUCUAUUUACAUCUACUUGUUGUCGAACGGGAUAGAAAGAACUUAAGUUUACCAGAAUAUGAUGCAAGGGAUGAACAACCGGAAUUGAAUGUUGAUUCAAGAGUCGUUAGAAUAACAAAGAGAGACGACGAAGAUAUUGCUCCAAAUGAUAUUGUAACGGUCUCUGAUUCUGAUUCUGAUUCAGGCUCUGAUUCAUAUACUGAUUAUAAUGAAAAAUCUAGAACAUCUGUUGAUAACACAAAUGAAGGGCAUUUAGAAACGAAUAAGUCUGUUAAUGGUAACAAUAAUAUCGAUCCAAAUCUUUACCAUUCCAUAACUGAACAAGGCAGUUUAAAUUCUACUGGGUCGACUAUAUCAGCUGCAGCUUCGUUAUCCCCAGUUUCUACAUAUACAGAUCAAACAACUGGUAAUCUUUCCCAACAAUAUACUAAUCGGAAUGGUUCAGCAUCACUAGAACCAUUACCAUUUAGGCCGGAAAGAACACAUAUUAACAUGAGUAAAAUUCCUUCAAUAGGAGAUAUCUCAUCUUAUCAAGUUAGUAGAAACCAGACUUACUCAGUAGGUAAGGCACAAAGAGUUAAGAGUCGUAAUAACGUCACUAAUAAUAUACUCCGUGUGAAAUCAAGUAAUCCCCGUCGUCAUUCAUUUAGCAUAUUACGAUCACCACCUGGUGUUUUCCCCGUGAGAGGUAUGGGAGUUCCAUUAGAUAGAGAACGUACCAUUGAGGAUUCUACAUACCAAGGGAACAAUGAAUUACAACAUAAAACCUCCAAGUUAAGCACCAAAAAAUCUCCGAAACAUUUAAAUGAUGAGUUACUACGAAUGAAAAGUAAUACGUCUCCCAAGAAAGCUUCUAUACAUAGUGACAUUGGCGCACAAAAUGGUGGGAAUUUCCAAAGAGUUUAUAGUGUCUUGGAUGAAAAACCUGGUGCGAAGUUAGAAAAAGCCAUAACACGAUUACUAGAAAGGACGCCGUCGAAUAAUGUGAUAGGAAGCAGUAAAGAUCUAGAAAUGGGUGAACUGGACCCACCUGAAUCUGUUCCUACUACUGCUACUACUACUACCACUACUCAAGAUAUGUUCCCACACAAUGAACCAAAUGCAUGCGAAAAUUAUGGUAAAGUAUCGAAGUCGUCAAUUUUUAAGACCGCUACUGAUGGAGGCAGUAGUAAUAAUAUUUUCCGUAAGUUUACAAGACAAUUUGAACCAACAAGUUCCUCACCUGAUGUGAACAAACUUGAAGAAGAUAUGCAUCGUGUUGGUAUAAAUAAAAGUGCGGCCAUUGCGGCCAAUAAUGUUGCCGGUGCUGAAAAUUUUAGUAAUAUUAAUACGUUCAACACAGCUCAUGUUAAAUCAAAAAGGCGAUCAAGUUUAGUAUCAAAUCGAAGCGCUGCAAAUUGA